AUGGCUAAUCCCUUUGAAGAGGAUGAUCCUUUUAUUGAUCCAAACGAUCUUGUUGUACCCAACGCUGCUUUUACCAGUGAUAGAUCUUCCCCAAGAAGAUACUAUCAAUUAGAUAAUACCGAGGACCAUCUGGACGACGAUGAAUCUAGUUUUGCAGGGAUGCCAAUGUCAGUUCAAGGAGUUUCGCCUACUCGCCAAUCUCCCAAUAUUUUCAUUAGAAGCUCUACCCACGCGAGGACUUUGCAGCCAGGGUUGAACCAAGCACCAACUCCUUCAUUAAGUUAUCAGGGACAGAAUACUUUGAGGAAAGCAUUCACCAGCCAAGAGAGCCCAAAGCGCCAGAGAGAAAAUAAGAUCGUAAUCAAUGCAAAACGGGACGACUUGGAUGGAUCUCCCCAGAGAAGUUUGUUCUCAAAAUCUGAGACGUCCAAUCCAAGUGAACGACUUUUGGAACCGCCCCAACCCAUUUUCUCCCCUCAGACUUAUGCAGAGGCAAACAUUAAUAAUAGCCAUGGCUCAUUUAAGUCUUCAGAUGAACAGACGCUUGGUCUGAGCAAUGGCGAAUACGCCUACGAUGAAUACCAGAAAGAAUACGAAGACCAAGAGUCCUUCUCCGACGCUAACACGGCCUAUACUUCGAGCUCUUAUUCUAAGCUGGACCCUGAUAGAGACUACUUUGCAAGUUCUAUUGACAGAAACGUCAUGAAGAAUAUCGAACGAGGGUACGUACCGAAUAGAGAAAAGACAUUGACAAAGAGGAAAGUGAGGCUAGUGGGAGGAGAGACGGGGAACUUGGUUUUGGAAAAUCGCAUUCCUGAUGAAUUGAAGAAGGUGUUGACGAGAACUAAUUCUCCCUUCGGAGAGUUCACCAGCAUGACCUACACAGCUUGCACUUCCGAGCCUGAUGAUUUUGUGAAAGAGGGUUUCAGUUUGAGGGCUGCAAAGUAUGGCAGAGAGACAGAAUUGGUAAUCUGCGUAACCAUGUAUAACGAAGACGCCCAAUCUUUUGCUCGAACAAUGCAUGGGAUAAUGAAGAAUGUCGCCCACUUGUGUUCAAGAUCGAAAUCGUCUGUUUGGGGUAAGGAUUCAUGGAAGAAAGUCCAAGUGGUCAUUGUGUCUGAUGGAAGAAAUAAGAUUAACGAGAGCGUAUUGCAACUAUUAACUGCAACUGGGUGCUAUCAAGAAAACUUAACCAGGCCGUAUGUCAACAACAAGAAAGUGAAUGCUCAUCUCUUCGAGUAUACAACACAGAUAUCGAUUGACGAGAAUUUGAAGUUCAAAGGAGACGAAAAAAGCUUGACUCCUGUUCAGGUUCUCUUCUGUUUGAAGGAAAGGAAUCAGAAAAAGAUCAACUCGCACAGAUGGCUAUUCAAUGCAUUCUGUCCGGUUUUAGAUCCCAAUGUUGUCAUUUUGUUAGAUGUGGGAACAAAACCAGAUAAUCACUCGAUAUACAAUUUAUGGAAAGCAUUCGAUAGAGAUUCAAAUGUUGCUGGCGCUGCUGGUGAGAUCACUGCAAUGAAAGGGAAAGGUUGGAUAAAUUUAACAAACCCCCUUGUCGCUUCCCAGAAUUUUGAGUACAAAAUGUCCAACAUUUUAGAUAAACCAUUGGAGUCCGUUUUUGGCUAUAUUUCUGUUUUGCCGGGUGCUUUGUCUGCUUAUAGGUAUAUUGCAUUAACAAACCAUGCAGAUGGAACUGGACCUCUUGCAUCCUACUUCAAAGGAGAAGAUUUGUUGACUUCACAUCACAAAAAGAACAGCAAGACCAAUUUUUUUGAAGCCAACAUGUACUUGGCAGAGGAUAGAAUAUUAUGUUGGGAGUUAGUCGCGAAGAAAGGAGAGAAUUGGGUACUUAAGUUUGUCAAGCUGGCAACUGGUGAGACUGAUGUUCCCGAAUCAAUACCGGAGUUCCUAUCACAGAGAAGGAGAUGGAUCAAUGGAGCAUUCUUUGCUGCAUUGUACUCCAUGCGCCAUUUCAAACAAAUCUGGAGUACAGAUCAUUCAGUUGUCAGGAAAUUCUUCUUCUGUGUUGAAUUUGCCUAUCAAUUCAUCACUCUUGUUUUCUCGUUUUUCUCAUUGAGCAACUUUUACCUUACAUUCUAUUUCUUGACUGGAGCAUUGAUAAACGAGCAAAGCUUAGGAAAAGGUGGAUUUUGGAUAUUCACAAUAUUCAACUACCUUUGCAUUUGUAUUUUGACCUCACUCUUCGUUGCAUCAAUUGGUAAUCGACCUCAGGCUUCUAAGAAUAUCUUUAAAUGCUUGAUCAUAUUACUUACUAUUUGUGCUCUCUAUGCACUAAUUGUGGGCAUCUACUUCGUUUGCAAUGCUAUCAAGCUGUUUCAAGUUGGACAUUCAUCGAAUUAUGUCUUUGUUAGCAUUGUGGUUUCUAUUUUGUCAACAUAUGGACUCUACACAUUGAUGUCAGUUUUAUAUUUGGAUCCCUGGCAUAUGAUUACCUGUUCAGUGCAAUAUUUCUUGAUGAUUCCAUCAUACACUUGCACUCUUCAAAUUUUCGCUUUCUGCAAUACCCAUGAUGUGUCCUGGGGAACUAAGGGCGACAACAACCCCAGAGAGGAUAGAUCAAAUCAAUACAUUAUUGAGAAGAAUGACGAGGGCGAGUUUGAAGCUGUCGUAUUUGACUAUAAUAUCGAUGAAGUGUACCUCGAAACGCUCUACAACAUUCGAGCACAAAGAUCGAACAAGAAAGUUAAAAGUCAAACAGAAAAAACAGUCAGUGUAGACGGUGAAGAUUAUGCUAAAGAUGUGAGAACAAAAGUUGUGCUUCUCUGGCUUGUUUGCAAUCUUGUUUUCAUCAUGACCAUGUUACAAGUCUACGAUGCUGGAGAAACCACCAGAAACUAUUACUUAGUAUUCGUGCUUUGGCUUGUCGCAAUACUUGCUUUGUUCAGAGCGGUGGGUUCUCUAGCAUACCUCUUUCAAAACCUUGCAAGGAGAGCAGUUGAAACGACAAGUAAAUGGAAACACAAGAGAGAAGGUUACGCAGUCACCCGUCCUAAUGCCCUCAACUGA
Molecule: messenger RNA, 3027 nt
Organism: Sungouiella intermedia
Lineage: Eukaryota; Fungi; Ascomycota; Pichiomycetes; Serinales; Metschnikowiaceae
Source: the annotation of a GenBank genome assembly